Bombus impatiens (common eastern bumble bee) is the source of this 1451-nucleotide messenger RNA. It is a transcript of the gene Pex11ab, whose product is annotated as peroxisomal membrane protein 11B. Gene Ontology annotation, biological process: regulation of peroxisome size; peroxisome fission. The transcript is spliced from 3 exons. Gene Ontology annotation, cellular component: peroxisomal membrane. Bases 367 to 1065 code for a protein of 232 amino acids. Lineage: Eukaryota; Metazoa; Arthropoda; Insecta; Hymenoptera; Apidae. The record is from RefSeq and is a predicted model, not a curated record.
CGCUAGUGGUAUAAAUAAGAAUAUUAUAUAUACCUAAUUUUUCGAAGUGGGAGUUGCUCAUUUAAUACUAUAAUUUAUGUAUAAUUUAUGUAUAUUACGAGAUAAACAUUACGACUGAAGCAAGAAAUGCAUAGCGUCAUUAUGUUGCAAAUAAUCGUCAAUAUGGAUUCUUUGAUAAUCAUUAGUAAACGGUAUUUUACGUAUCAAUUCGUUUAGAGUAAGUUAUUCAAUAUGAAUAUUAAUAGUUUAUAUUAAUUGUUUAUAUGUGCUUACAAAUAAACGUUACUAUGGUGAAACUCUCAUAAAUUACUUUUAUAUAAAAAUUUAUUGCAAUUAAUCGUUGCGUUUUGAAAUAUAUCGCUCAUUAUGGAUAUAAUAAUAAAGCUAAAUGAGCAAACAAUAGGCAGAGACAGAAUUAUCAGAUUGCUACAAUAUGGAAGCAGAGCUUAUUGGUAUUAUGGUCAGAAUAUUCGUAGUACACAACAUUCUGCAGAAGUCUUAAGAAGUUUAGAAUAUACAUUUAGUUCCUUUAGAAAAUUGUUACGCCUAGGGAGAUGUUUGGACAGUUUAUAUUCUGCUUUAAAAAUGAUGAAAUAUCCAGAUCUAACUAUAAGAGCCACUUUGACACUAUCAAAAAUUGCCAAUGCUCUAUUCUUAUUAACGGAUCAUAUAAUUUGGGUCGGCCGUGUGGGAUUGUAUAGGGUUAAUAUUGAAAAAUGGAGCAAAACAUCUAAUAAGUAUUGGUUAAUGGGUAUUAUAAUGAAUCUAAUAAGAGAUAUUUAUGAAAUCAUAAAAAUUUUUGAACAUGAAAGAGAGAGUGUAUUAACGAGGACAUCGAAGUUCUCACAUCAUUUAUGGAAACGAUAUAAAUUACUCUGUCAUUUAAGAAAUCACAAAGAUGUUGUAAUGGAUACAAUUAAAAAUGGAUGUGACCUGUGUAUUCCUCUAACAGCACUAGGUUUUACCAAAUUUACCCCUGGAACAAUUGGUAUACUUGGUGUGAUAUCUUCAAUUGUAAGUCUGUAUACAUUAACUUAUCCUCUGUAUAAAUUAACACCAACUUAAAAUUAAUCAACAUAAUUAUUUUUUAUGUACACGAAUACGAUUACAAAGCAUUUAUUCAAAUUAAAGGAAGUAUAUCAUUAAAAUUAAAUUAAUAUUUUUUUUAUGGAUUUCCAUGAUUUUUAUAUAUUUUUGAUGUAUAUAUUUUUACUGUGCGUCUAAAAAAAAACUAUAUGUUACUACACUGUGAUACUUAAAUAACUAUUUUGUGACCAAUUUUUUGCAAAUUUUUAAAUAAAGUAUCCUGAAAGUAGCAUAAAAUACUAUACAUAAAAUUGAGAAAUCUGUUUUAUAUCAUAAAAUUAUAUUUCAGUAAAUAUAUUUACAUAAUAUUUACAAUGUAACUUAUCUCUAUGUCAUGUUAUUAUAAAUAAGUUUAUAUUUGCAAA